AUGUUUCCACGCCAUAAUUUUGAAGAGUACAAAGAUGUUGAAGAAGCUCAUUAUUCUUAUAGGGUUCGUGAUCGAUUGAGGAAACAAGUACUUAGCCCCUUGCGCAAGGCAUUGGAGUGCUCAACGGCUGCGAAACAGAACAACAAGUCAUCAUCAUCAUUCAAGAACCGAAAGGCGCUGAUUGCUUUGGAAAUCUACAGGAAGAUCAUUGGUUGUGGUGUUGGUGGAGUCUAUGAUGAAAGCAAAUUGUCAUUCAAAAUUUGCAUGAAGCUUGUGGACAUGCUAUUACGAAAGAAAACUAUUUUCAACAUGUGCUUUGGUGACCAUCUAAAUCUUCCUCACCAGGUGGUGGCCUCAUUGGAGAAGGAACAUGGCGGCUGUGAUGAUGAGAUUGCAAAGCUUCAAUGGCGGAGAUUAGUCCACGAGUUGCAGAACACAGGGAAGCUCAGGAAUUGUAUUGCAGUGUGUGAUCUCCCGGAGAGCAAGAGAGGGACAUUGAAGGAGAUGGUUUGCAUUUCAAUGGGUUGUUGGUUUCGGAGCUCAGCGAAAAACCAUGGCAAGGUUAUGUUUUCUCGUUCAGCGAUUUCCCAAGGCUGCACAAAAUUGAAGGAGACGAUCUUAAGUCCAAAUAUUGCCAUCGCUGAAGGUAAUGCCAAGGUUCCUAAAAGGAUAUUUGUGUUCACAUACAGGGAUUUUGAGAAGGCCUCUAGGAACAAUUGGGUGCGGGAUUUUAAGGAGGCCUUGGAUAAUUACAGAAAGAGAGGGUAUUUUAAUGUGCCACAUUUGAUGUUCUGGAAUCUUAAUAACCCAAUUGCUAAGCCUGAGGAGAUUGGUAGGCCUGUGAAGAAUCACAAUGUAGGGACUAAACUCACUGGGUUUUCCAACACUCUGCUCAGUCUUUUCUUCAAAGGCGAGAUUGAUUCGAGAACAUAUGCAGGUCAGGUACAUGGUGCUUUUGGUGGGAUUGAUGUACUGUCAGGGCUGAGGCUUGUUCCAAAGGGUGAGGAUGUGAUGAAAUGGGCAGUUUCAACUGAAGAGUUGACGAGCCUCUUUGUAUUCGAUUGA
Prunus armeniaca (apricot) is the source of this 1065-nucleotide messenger RNA. The record is from the annotation of a GenBank genome assembly. Lineage: Eukaryota; Viridiplantae; Streptophyta; Magnoliopsida; Rosales; Rosaceae.